This is a messenger RNA of Anguilla rostrata (American eel), 2797 nucleotides long. RefSeq names its product calcium-binding protein 1-like. Gene Ontology annotation, molecular function: calcium channel regulator activity; calcium ion binding. Gene Ontology annotation, cellular component: cytoplasm. Lineage: Eukaryota; Metazoa; Chordata; Actinopteri; Anguilliformes; Anguillidae. Gene Ontology annotation, biological process: regulation of voltage-gated calcium channel activity. The coding region runs from base 759 to 1517 and encodes 252 amino acids. The record is from RefSeq and is a predicted model, not a curated record. The transcript has 8 exons.
UUGUGUCCUUCAUCCAAACGAUCCCUAUCGGGGAUCAUAUUUUAUCUUCGUAUCCACAGUGAUGUAUCUGUCCUUGAAGCAUCUAUUAUGAAUGAUGCUCUAAGCUGGAGCGUGGAGCGACUCGCAGGGAAGUACCUACAGGACCACACAGUAUCUGGUGCUGACCCGGUUUCAGAUGUUGCUUUUUUGGGUUCACGCUGUCCUUACAAAGAAAUCACCACUCAUUAGUUCCUGGCCCUCAUUUGGGAGUUCGUUUUCAAGCUAAAGAGGACUAAACAAAUUCUUAAAUUUAUAAUGAGUAAAGUUUGGCCGGGGGGCGGCCGACCUGUGAAUGCUGUUCUGUAGCCACGUGAACCGGCUGCCAAGAUCACAGCCGUAUUUUUUCAGCGUUUUGUUGAGCUAUAUAAAGAUCGCAGUUUCUUCUGCGGGUUCUUUCAUAAAAACGUUCUUGGAUUUAAACUCAAACGUAAUCUUAAAUCCACUUUCCACGUUGUGUUUACGUUUGAUUUAUUUAAAAACUCUGCGAUCGAAAAAAGUUGCUUACGUUGGUAAAACGUCACGUAGGCCUAUCUGCAUAUUACGCGCCUGUAAUAUUUAAAUAUCAAAUGAAUUUCAGUUUGAUCUUACGUGCUUAACAAUUAACCCGUCCUGUGGAUGCAGCCAAUAACAGCCCUCUAAAUAAGGUUGCAUUUCAACAUUCCUUGCACUCCGCGUGUCUAACAUCAAUUAUCAAUUAAACACAAUAAAAUGGUUUACUCAUGCCCUUCGCUGGACUCGUAGCCUACUCUGUUAGAGAUGAAUUAACUAAGCGCCCGACUCUCGAACACAGUCCACGGGGAUUUGCGAGCUGUCCUCAAACGUGCUGUAGCUUACCUCCACAUAACCAGCAGGACCAGAAGAGGAGCUACAGAGCGGUGCAGUCCUGCGAGGAGGGGGGGGCAGGCGGGCCCUAUCAGGAGCCCCUAGUGGCACUGGCCCAGAACUGCGCCCUCAUGCACAACGUGCUGGGGCCCGCCUGCAUCUUCCUGCGCAAGGGAUUCGCAGAGAGCCGGCAGGCUGACAGAGAGCUGAGACCAGAGGAGAUGGAUGAACUGCGGGAGGCCUUUAAAGAGUUUGAUAAGGAUAAGGAUGGUUUCAUUGGUUGUAAGGACCUGGGGAACUGCAUGAGGACCAUGGGGUACAUGCCCACAGAGAUGGAGCUGAUCGAGCUGAGUCAGCAGAUCAACAUGAACUUGGGGGGCCACGUGGAUUUCGAGGAUUUCGUGGAGCUGAUGGGCCCCAAACUGCUGGCUGAGACCGCAGACAUGAUCGGGGUGAAGGAGCUUCGGGACGCCUUCAAAGAGUUUGACACAAACGGAGAUGGAGAGAUCAGCACAGCAGAGCUCAGAGAAGCCAUGAAGAAGUUAUUAGGACAGCAGGUGGGACACAGAGACCUUGAGGACAUUCUGAGGGACAUUGACCUGAAUGGCGAUGGACAUGUAGACUUUGAAGAGUUUGUGCGGAUGAUGUCACGCUGACGGAGGAGAAAAGGGUCUGUGAUGUGCUUCAGGACUUUGAUUGACUGGAGAUUCUGGCCCCUCCCCUUUCAUGGCAACAGGGGGACGCUGCCUGAGAGGGAGAGAGGGUGCCGUGCACUGAGCCUGCUUUCUUGAGCUAUGCUAUAAAUUAACCUCUGACCUCUAACCUCUGAACCGUGGAGAAAUCCGACGCCACAGCCGCCAUCUCGUCCGUCCCCCAGGCAGGGAGGGGGCGUCGAGUGGAAUAGCAAUGCAGCCCAUGAGCGCAGGAUUCAAACCUGCAACCCCUCUGACCCCCGACUCCAGUUCCCACUGGACUCUAUCAUAUGCUGCUCUUGUUUCACUCUGUAUCCAUGACAACUGCACAGCCAGACUCCACCCACAGAGACAGUGCCACCCAAUUCCCCCCCCCCGUGCAUGUCUUUCCUGGGGGGUCCACCGGGUCCCUCCCUUCCCUGAAUGGCAAUACAAUUUCCCAGAAUUCAGUGUUUCUGUGUGUUCUGUUAUGUGUGCGUAUUCUUUUCGUGUUUGUGUACACAUACGUGUGGGUGUGUCUGUGUGUACCGAGUAGAGAGUGAUGUGAUGCAUUUGUUCCUGCACACGCGUAAAGCUGACGCAGUUAAACUGAAAUGACUGUCUCAAAGAAAGGUCACCAUCCAGCUCAUGACACACGGUGCACGCUGUUAUUCAGUCUAGUGUCCAGAGUGACUUUUAGAUGUGGUUUACAUUUUUCCUUCCUGUAGCAUCUAAAAUUCACAGUAUCAUGUACAAAAGUGCAAAUGAUUCUGACUGCAAUGCACUAUGUUAUAAUUAUAUCAUUACUAUGUUGAAAUGACAGUGUUAUUAUGUUGUUAUUAUGUUAUUUAUUUAUUUUGAAGAUGUCUGAAUUUGCAUUAUGCACUGUAUAUUUAAUAUAUAACCAUGGUUAUGGUUUGGUUCCAGCUGAAGGUAAAUUUAGAUAAGAUGCUUUACUAAGAUACAUUUCAGCUGAAAAGACUGUGUUCUGUUCGGGAUUUGAACCUGCAACCCUGAGGGCAGAGCCCAGUGCUCUAUCUGGAGGUAAAGCAAUAGUGCUUUUAUAUGAUGAAUUUGUCGAAGUGAAAGAGGGACUUUCUUAACUUCUCCACUGUGUGUUUUAUGUACCCGAAUCAGAGUCUAUUUUUCUCUGGGAGUUUAUCUUUGUCCUAAAUACGUUUUGUGUGUUUUUAUGCAUGCCAAAAAAAACAAAGGACAAUGCCUGUUCUUACCUGUCAAAAUACAAAUAAAGAGAAUAAAUACCA